UCAAUAACUGCUGGAAUAGGCCUAACCAUGAAGACUGCGUGCCUUGCCAGAAUACAUCCAACUAAAAACUUACAAAGGCUCUGUAAGAGAAAAAAAUAGCUUAAAUCUGCCGUUACGAUCCUAUAAAUUCCAACUGGCCCAGCACUCCCCAAUUCUCGCGCGCUCUCUCUCUUCCCCUCGCCGUCGACCGUUCCAACGAAUCCACCGCAGUUGCCGGCCAAGAACCGUCGCCCCAAAUCCUUCAUAAGCAUUUCACAUAACUUUUAUUCAGUCUUCUCCCUUCGUUCCACCUCCUUAAUCCUCCAUCACCAUCACCCGCCGCCGCCGCCAGUCGCCGGGUCUCCCACCCCCAAUUUUCUCCGGCGAUCGAACUGGCCGCCUUCUUACUUAUCUAGGGCUUAUAACAAAAAACCAAGCCGACUAGAAUUUUGAAUCGAAGCCAAAUCGACGUAGCGAAUCAUCCGGAAAUGAUCGGCGUAAGUCUUUACUUUUGAUUGCGAACGGCGAUUGGGCGAAUGACCAACCACCGACCCGUGGCCUUAACCCCUCGGGCGCCAGCGCGGGACGAGGCUAAACUCAUCAGAUCCGAUACUUCCGCGACAUGCCGGCGGCAGCCAGUGAUUCUUAAGGAUUCAGCUCGGCCCAGCGUUCGCUUUGCGGAACUUGCUGGCGGGAAGACGGCGGAGUGCGCGGCGAUCUGCUGCUGCUGCCCCUGCGGUCUCAUCAGCCUUAUCAUCCUCGCCGUCGUGCGGCUCCCGGCGGGACUCUUACACCGUGUUCUCCGGAAGCGUAUCCUCCUCCGGCGAUCUAAGAAGAAGGCGAAAUUGCUCAGUUCUAGCUCCGAAUGGAACUCCGGGUCCAGUUUGGGAUCUGGAUCGGAUAACAGAAGCAGCGGGUCGUCCAACAAAAUCGGAUCCUUCUCGGAUGAAGAGUUUGCUGAGUUCCCCGGUUUACGCAGCGCCCUCGUGAUGGUGGUCGGCGAUUCGUGGCCGGUAAGAUCGCCGUCGGCGGAGUUGGUUCAGCUUGAGAAGGAUGUGUGGUCCAAAUUUUGCAAUAGCGGAUUCUGGAGAAGCCCGUCGCAGAGGGAAGAUCACUUAACGGCGCAGGCGACGGAAAUUUAACGGAGCCUCUGGUGGGUUUUCAGUUUCUACGCACAAUGAAACGGGACCUAAAAUAUACAUUAAAGAAAAUGAAAGCCAGUGCGCCGUUUUCCUUCUGUUACUGAAUUUAACAGAAAAGAAAUUUGAUUUUGCGACUUUAGUAGGUAUUAUAUAUUUAUAUUAAUAAUUUAAUAUUCUGAAGC
Dendrobium catenatum is the source of this 1303-nucleotide messenger RNA. RefSeq lists its product as uncharacterized. The record is from RefSeq and is a predicted model, not a curated record. Bases 516 to 1121 code for a protein of 201 amino acids. Lineage: Eukaryota; Viridiplantae; Streptophyta; Magnoliopsida; Asparagales; Orchidaceae. The transcript has a single exon.